AGAAGUGAAUCGGACAAAAAAAGAGAAAGAGGCGCUUUUCUUCGCAGGUGAUGCUUUUCUCGGGAACGUUGUCUCGCAGUGGAGAUGGUGAUGAGCCUUUGACACGGCCGGAGCUUUUGAUUCUCACAAUGGAGCGCAAAUGAGAGGCUUAUCUACGCGGCUUUGCUAACAGCUCAGCGACAGGAUGCGGGAGAGGGAGCUGCGGAGCGUGGGUAGGAGAGUGCUACUGCUUGGCGUCUGUCUGCUGUCUUUGUGGGGGCAGCUGAGCCUGGCCUCCUCACACCGUAGCCACAUUGUGCACGUCAAGGCAGGAACCUGUGAGGUCAUAGCGGCGCACCGCUGCUGUAACAAGAACAAAAUCGAAGAGCGCUCCCAAACUGUCAAGUGCUCCUGCUUCCCCGGGCAGGUCGCCGGCACCACCCGAGCGGCCCCCUCCUGUGUGGACGCAUCUAUAGUAGCACAGAAAUGGUGGUGCCAGAUGCAGCCCUGUAUGGAAGGAGAAGAAUGUAAGGUGUUGCCGGAUCUCAAAGGGUGGAGCUGCAGCUCUGGGAACAAAGUGAAGACAACCAGGGUCACACGAUAGUCUGGGAUCAGGAUAUUUGGGACUCGUCAUCGUUUUCUCUGAUAACUUAGAUGGAAGUAAGACUGCUUGAGGACAGUGGAAAUCAUAUAUUUGGACUUCAGUGGAAUACUGACAUACAUAAAUGGAAACUCUGAGAAAAAGAACUCCUUUUGCCUUUCAUGGUCAGCCUUCCAAAUUCUUCAUCUAUGUUUUAUAACUAUUGGACAAGAACAUCCAUCAUGUAAAAUAUGUAUUCAACGAGAUAUUGACAUUGACUACAAAUCAAGAUAUGGAUUCAUUCAGAGAUACAGUGAGUGACAGUGCACACACUGCAGAACUAUGGAUUACUUUUUUCCCCCUUUUUUUCUUUUUUUUUGAAACCACAGUGGACUUCACACACAGUCCACUGACCACGCUUGAAGUGUAUGUGUUCCAGAGGCACUUGUGUUCGGUUCUCCAUCCUUUGAUGCCAAUUUCUUUCUUCUUUUUUGGGAAGAUUUUGAUCUUUGUGAAGUGUUUAAUUUUAAGGAUGAUCCCAGAGCUUGUGUUUUCAAAUGAACUUGUGCCAUUGAAAGAAAAAAAAUUAUAUUAAGAUGAAGUCUAAACUAUGGUGAUAGUGGUUGGAGUUUGGCAGUGGUUCACUGCACCAGUGAAAAUGAAUAUAGCUUUGCAACCACAGAUUUGCUGUUUGUUUUUAAAACCUUGGUGACCGCUAUUGAGUAAAAGUGUAAGUAUUAUCUCAAAUAAAAGUAUCUCUAUGGGAAACCUCCACUCACAAAUCUGGAAGAAUUCGUAAAACCUGCUGGGAGAUUUACUGUGGCAAAUAGCAUUGUGGUAACAUGUUUAUUCACUCAUAAACAAGGAUUACCAGCUCAUUUUAGUAUGGUUUAGUGAUUUGAGGCAUGGCUGUGCUUUUAUCUCAUUUACAUGUGCCGGUAGUGAUUCAUUACAUGACACAAUCCCGCAAAAAAACGCCUAACAAGAUUUUAAUUAAA
Colossoma macropomum (tambaqui) is the source of this 1557-nucleotide messenger RNA. RefSeq names its product chemokine-like protein TAFA-2. The transcript is spliced from 5 exons. Bases 185 to 583 code for a protein of 132 amino acids. NCBI's taxonomy places the organism in Eukaryota, Metazoa, Chordata, Actinopteri, Characiformes, Serrasalmidae. Gene Ontology annotation, molecular function: receptor ligand activity. The record is from RefSeq and is a predicted model, not a curated record.